This is a messenger RNA of Eleginops maclovinus (Patagonian blennie), 1697 nucleotides long. RefSeq names its product BCL2 interacting protein 1b (gene bnip1b). Gene Ontology annotation, cellular component: endoplasmic reticulum; SNARE complex. The record is from RefSeq and is a predicted model, not a curated record. NCBI's taxonomy places the organism in Eukaryota, Metazoa, Chordata, Actinopteri, Perciformes, Eleginopidae. The transcript has 6 exons. Gene Ontology annotation, biological process: retrograde vesicle-mediated transport, Golgi to endoplasmic reticulum. Gene Ontology annotation, molecular function: SNAP receptor activity. Bases 69 to 761 code for a protein of 230 amino acids.
UUCAUUGCUUCGCGUUCAGGAGAGCGCUUUCUCUUUUUGAACCUACAACUGGCCGUACAAUAACAAAUAUGGCGUCUUCCGCGGAUGUCCACGUCCGAAUUUGUGGCCAAGAAAUUAUCAAGUAUGACCUGGAAAUUAAGGCACUUGUUCAGGACAUCAGGGAUUGUCCUGGACCUCAGUCAACUCUCAUGGAGCUCAACUCUCAGGUCAAAGAGAAGUUCAACAAGCUGAGACUCAGAAUACAGGAUCUGGAACAGAUGGCCAGAGAGCAGGACAGAGAGACGGACAGACUGGCAAUCCUGGCAGAGACAGAAAGCCAGCGAAGACAAAUGCUGAGUAACCAGACAGUGUGGAGGAAAGCAAACCUGGCCUGUAAACUCUGCAUCGACCACACUGAGAAGGAUGAGCUUCUGCGUGGAGGAGAUUACCAGAGCACCAGACAGAGGAAGGUGACAAAAGAAUGCCUUGUGGAAACCAGCAGCAACAUCACAGAGAGUUUGAUGUCUAUAAGCAGAAUGAUGUCUGAACAAGUGAAGCAGAGUGAGGACACCAUCGGCACUCUGGCCACCUCCUCCAGGACAGUGCUAGAAACCAACGAGGAGUUUAAAAGCAUGACAGGAACCAUCCACCUGGGGAGGAAACUGAUCCUGAAGUACAACCGGCGUGAGCUGACAGACAAGCUGCUCAUUUUCCUCGCUCUGGCCCUCUUCCUCGCCACCGUCCUCUACAUCCUUAAGAAGCGUCUCUUUCCCUUCAUUUAGCUGUUUUGCUAAUAAACACACUUCAGGAAGAAUGUUUCCUAGUUACCACAAGGACUUUUAGGGUAUGAAGUAAAAACGUGAGUACGUAGUUGGAAUUAACAUUGAGACUGAACUUCUGGACAAAGAAACGGAGUCAAGUGGCCUUUGUUUUAAGGAUCAUCAAAAUGCAACAUGUUUCUUUACUAAAUGGGAAUGAAAGAAAAAUCGUAAACUGGCAUUCUGAGGUUUUGUGCAACAACAGUGAUAGGUUUACAGCCUCAGCAUGCUUUAAACAAACUUGGGCUGUUCCAAACAUCGCUAAAGCACUCCGUAGCUAUUGAGUUAUCAUCUAGUCUUAGUUUGUUAAAUAAUAAGAUGUCGAUGCACAAUUUGAUAUGGUCUAUCUUUCUACCCUUAAGACAUUCAAAGGGCUGCAUUUGAGUAAAAGCAAGGAGGAAAGCUUUGAGAAUGUUACAAUUAUACCUACUUUAACUCCUGAUCACCUGGGGUGAGUGUUUUAGAAAAGGCAUUUUGAAUUUGUAGUUGGAAAUUCAGAACUAACCAGGGACUAAGCCAUAGUCUGCAAUAACCCUAUUUUUCCAUCAGUUAAAUUAGGAUAUGUGUGUGUUUACACCUAGAAAGUGUUGUCUGCUCGAGACAGCUUUUGCAAAGAUGCCAUAGUUAGUUACUGACGAGUUUACCCUGCGCCUUUCUUCUACUGACUCAGAAAUGUGGUAUCACUCAUCCUCUUAAAUUCGUCUGUCAUGUUGAGUCGGAGAGUGCGUGUGAGGGAUGGCUUAUUGGUCAUCUGUUUUACUAUUUUACAGAACAGGGCUGAAUCAACACACUUCCUCUUUGUCCGGUAACAUCAUUGUAGUUUAUUUAAUUUCAAUCAAAAUGCUUACAAAUGUAUUUUUGGAUUCAUUUAAAUAAAAACGUACAAAACAUAGCUUGAAA